AUGGAUAAAAUUACUCCACAUACACAGGCUGCAAAAGAUAGUCUACACCCUGACCAAAUUGCCCGCAUAGACCAAACCUAUGACCAAGCCCCUGGCACAGUCACCGAAUUCGAGAAACAAAAAACCGCUGAAGGAGAAGCCCACUUCCGUCGCCUCGGAUGGAAGCGUCUCGCCGUGAUCCUCAUCGUUGAGGCCAUCGGCCUGGGAACAUUCAGUCUUCCUGGUGCCUUUGCGACACUCGGCAUAGUUGCAGGAGUCUUCUGCUGUAUCGCCCUUGGUUUCAUGGCCAUUUACACAGCGUGGAUCAUCGGAAAGAUUAAAGUCUUAUAUCCGUCCAUCCAACAUUAUGGAGAUAUUGGUGGUUUGCUCAUGGGGAGGUUUGGAGAGGAGUUGUUUGGAGCCAUGUAUGUGCUUCAGUUGAUCCUCAUCACCUCCUCGUUCGUCCUUACUGGCAGCAUUGCUUUGAACAUCUUGGCCGACGGGAAGGUGUGUGGUCUUAUCUUCAGCGCCGUGUCAGGCUUCAUGUUGUUUAUCCUUGCCGUCAUGCCUUCUUUUGCAGAGGCUGCCAUUCUUGGAUACAUCGAUCUUGUAUGCGUCAUGACCGCCAUUGGUAUUGCAGUUAUCGCAUCGGGUGUAGAUGCUGCAAACCAACCCGGAGGUCUGGGAUCCUCAGACUGGUCAGCUUGGCCUGACCCUGAUGCGACAUUCAAAGAUGGCAUGGUGGCUAUCUGCAACAUCAUCUUUGCCUACUGCUUUGCCAUGUACAUGACACCAUUCAUGUCGGAAAUGCACACACCAGAGGAUUUCAUGAAGUCAGUUUGGACACUUGGCAGUGUUGAGAUUUUCAUUUAUACCCUCACCGGUUCGCUCAUCUAUGUCUUUGUCGGCAAAGACGUAGCCAGCCCUGCUCUCGAGUCACUACCUGGUAUUCUACCAAAGGUGGCUUUUGGCGUGGCUCUCCCCAUGAUUUUUAUUUCUGGAGCAAUCGGGAAUACUGUCACUGCGAAAUACGUCCACCUUCGCUUUUACAAAAACUCUAUCGUGCGUUUUGUCAAUACGCCCAAAGGUUGGGUCACUUGGCUCCUUACACUCGCGGGCAUAACAAUUAUCUCUUGGGUCCUCGGCGAAGCUAUUCCCUUCUUUAACGACCUUCUAUCGCUAAGCUCGGCACUUUUUGUUUCUGGAUUUAUUCUCUAUUUCCCAGCGGUCAUGUGGUACAAGCUUAUCUGUAGGGGUAAGUGGUAUGCCAGGGAGAAUAUCUUGCAUGCCGUUGCUUGUAUUUUUACUUUCUUCUUUGGGCUCUUGGUUUUAGUUGGAGGAACCUAUGCUACGGCUAUGGAUAUUCAACAUCAUUACGAAAUUGGAGCUUUCCGUACACCUUUUUCAUGCGAAGCUUGA
Messenger RNA from Fusarium graminearum PH-1, 1398 nucleotides. Its product is annotated as N amino acid transport system protein. Gene Ontology annotation, molecular function: amino acid transmembrane transporter activity. Gene Ontology annotation, biological process: amino acid transmembrane transport. Gene Ontology annotation, cellular component: vacuolar membrane. The record is from RefSeq and is a predicted model, not a curated record. The coding region runs from base 1 to 1398 and encodes 465 amino acids. NCBI's taxonomy places the organism in Eukaryota, Fungi, Ascomycota, Sordariomycetes, Hypocreales, Nectriaceae. The transcript is spliced from 2 exons.